AUGCUCCCGAAAUCACCCAACGUCCUGGCGGAACUUCAUGCCACCAGCGAAAUCAUUGAACAGACUUUUCUAGUCACAUCUAAGCAAGAGUACGCAAGUAGUCACCCCUCGAUGCUUUUUGGGGGUGAUUUGACGACUUCUGAUGGAUAUUUCACCAUUGAAACACUGGAGCAGCUUCUCUUUGAACGAUCUCAAAUGAGAAAUAUUCCAGCAGAACGCAUUUGUCCCAAAUCUUCCCCCUUAUCUGAUCCUGCCUUCCAACUUGAUCCCAUCACCUAUUUGUUUGAAAGCUUUCGUCGUUCCCUACACUUCAUGCAUUCAAAGCAAGAGUUCAAUGUACAAAUGGCGAAGGCAUGUCAGACUCAAAUCUUUAGGCAGGCCUCACUUUGUCUGCUGUUAGAUGUUGAAAUGGAGGUUGAAACUGCAGCUCAGAGUCUUCUUAACCUUCUCAUAACAUAUACACACCCACACUCUGAUCCAGACAAUGUUGCCGCCAUCGAUGCAUUUCUCCUUGGCAUCACAACUGUCUAUGAAGAUGGAAGUCUUAUUACGCCCAUCAGACCCCUCGUCAGAAAUUUGUUAAGGAAAUUGCGAGAGUUAGGUGAGGAUCCACUAGAUUCUGCAACAAACCCCUCCACUGACCCACUCCAGCAUCUGCUGCGUCGGCUAACGCGACGUGACACUCUUCCUCACCCUGGCAGGAAGGCUCGUCUCCUCUUUCAGACUGACAGAAAUGGCCUUCUCAAUGCCUGCAUUCUUUUGGCGAAGUAUCCCGUGACUGCGGAACUUCUGUUGGAGUUUUCCUUUCCGGAGACUGACAGUGCCUCACAGCAAGGUUGGAGGUACGAGGACGGUCUCCUGGGUCGCCUGUUGAUUGCAAGUCCUCUCCUUCCACUGCAAUCAAUUCAGACCUCUCUGCUUGAGUCCAGCACCGGUGGCAACACUUGGGCUGGUGAAUUCUUCACAGACCAGGUUCCCAUCAAACCAUCCGUGGAUGCGGAUAAAUCUACUAUCUGGCAGCUUAUCACAGAGUUGGACAAAAAUCUGUCCUUGCUCUUCAUGAACCUCCUUCGCACGGGUAAACAGAGCGAGGUGGUGAAGAAUUCUCUCUUCAGGUGGCUCGGUUCCUGCUUGCAUGCCAACCGAACACGCAAGCAGUUAGCCAACACUCUUGGGGGUGGUGGUGCCGACGAUCUACGGCGACAGGAGCAGCAAUUUGAGCUAGCUAGUGAUGGAUUUCUUAACAACCUUGCUAGCCUUAUGGUGCGUCUCUGUCAGCCCCUUCUCACUCCCCCGGCUGCUGCUGUAGGCGCUUUCUUCCAGUCCAAGUCACCGUUAAACCUCAUCAGGCCCGCCUUUGUGGUAUCUCAGAAAGCUAAAUUCAUUUUGCCCGAACUGGUGGAUGAGACAAGACUAAAUCGGCAACAUUCAGGUGAUGUGGUAGCGGAGGAGAAAGGAAGCGAUACUUUCCCCCUCCUCACUGACCUCUUCUUCCUGGCUCACACAGCCCUCCGACUGGCUUUUCCAACACUGCUGGCUCUUCACUUUGAGACCAACCGUCAGCUACACCAAUGGGAACAGGAGGCCAGUCUGCGUUCGUCCGACGGCGAGUCAGCUGCUUUCAUGGUAGGCUCUCUACUCGGCUCUUCUAACUCCUCUCAGGAUGACCGUUUCAUUCACUACUGUCUGCGCGAGCGCACCUCGCGUUUCCUCGAGCAGACGGCGGUGCUGAGCUGUCCCAGCCGACUGCACGACUACCUGGCCUUCAUUGCCACCACGUGCCGUCUGCUAGUCGAUUUGGCGAGCCGGGACUCCGCCGAGCUCUCCCUUCUGCCCGAAUUCCUCGUGGACAAUGUCGUGGAGAUUGUUGGCUACCUGCGUCGUCUCAAUGAUGACUUUAUUGAGUCCUCUGAAGCCGCUGAUGUAGCACUGGAGCCACUGCUGGAGUUUUCGAUCGUUUUUAUGCAUCAUCCCUUCGCUCUGACCAAUCCGCACUUAAGAGCACGCCUGGCGGAAAUUCUGGAAGCACUAAUUCCCUUCCGUGACGAUGAGGAGUGGAACAGCAGACCUGUUGGCUCAAAUCUCUUCACUGCAUCUGGUUUACGAUUCAUUCGACGUGAGGAGCUCAUGACAACCACUAGCGCGGCUUGUCUAAAGGACGCCAUAGCUGCACUGCUGACGGCCUUUGUGGCGAUCGAAUUAUCACCGGGGACGGACUCGACCACUUCGACGCUGGACAGCGUCACCAGCGUAGUGGAGAACUCCAACGCCGAUACCAGUCGGCAAGAGAUGGUCCAGACAGCGGCCGUGAGCUUCGAGGAGAAGUUUCACUACCGGCGACCCAUGUACGCCUGUCUGCGCUUCUGGUAUGGCAAAGCUGACUACGAUAUACAAUUUAAGCAACUCGAGGACCUUGCUGUAGAACACAUCGAUGACUCACGACCCCCUCUACUGCUGCAGUUUCUCUCACUCCUCAUCAACGACGCUACCUUUCUGCUUGACGAAGCUAUCGGCUUUUUGGCUCAGUUAAAACAGAAGGAGCGACAGAGGGAAGCAGAAGGUGGACACUUCACUAAUCGAGAGGAGGAGAGCAUGUUCCAGCACAUGAGUCGCCUGGCACGCUAUCACAUCAGCCUGGGGUUAGACAACAUCUCUGCUCUACGUCGUGUCAUCUCCCUCUGUCCUCGUCUGGUCACUCAUCCCAUUCUUGUUGACCGCAUCGCUUGCAUGCUCAACUACUUCCUCUCCCGUCUUGUCGGCCCAAAGAGCCGUGAAUUGAUUGUUCGGGACAAGUCUACGUACGGCUUUAGGCCGGAGCUCUUUGUGGAGGAGAUUUGUCGAGUCUACGUAAACCUGGGUCUGGAUAAGUCGGGUGAUGGUAAUAGCCCUACAGUAGCGGCGUUUCUACGAGCCGUGGUCAGCGACGGUCGUUCCUACACACCGGACCUAUUGGAUCAGGCUCUUCGUGUUCUGCAUCGUGUCGCUACAGACACACAAUUCGUGGAGCAGUUCAGUUGUGUCGCGAAAGCCCUUCAAGCAGAACAAGUGGCAGUGACGGAGGACGCGUUGGGCUUCGAGGAUGCUCCCGACGACUUCUGUGACCCAAUUAUGGGGGAGUUGAUGGAGGAUCCAGUUCGGCUGCCGACAUCGAACAAAAUUGUCGACAGGAAAACUAUUUACCGGCAUCUACUCAGUGACGCGAAGGAUCCCUUCAACCGACAACCACUGGAAAUGUCGAUGGUGGUACCGGAGACAGAGUUGAAGGCGAAGAUUCAGGCCUGGGUGGCAGCGAAGCGAGCGGAGAGGAAGUAG
Messenger RNA from Echinococcus granulosus, 3312 nucleotides. RefSeq names its product Ubiquitin conjugation factor E4 A. Gene Ontology annotation, cellular component: nucleus; cytoplasm; ubiquitin ligase complex. Gene Ontology annotation, molecular function: ubiquitin-ubiquitin ligase activity. The record is from RefSeq and is a predicted model, not a curated record. Gene Ontology annotation, biological process: protein polyubiquitination. The transcript is spliced from 13 exons. Bases 1 to 3312 code for a protein of 1103 amino acids. Lineage: Eukaryota; Metazoa; Platyhelminthes; Cestoda; Cyclophyllidea; Taeniidae.